Messenger RNA from Liolophura sinensis, 1594 nucleotides. RefSeq names its product bublin coiled-coil protein-like. Lineage: Eukaryota; Metazoa; Mollusca; Polyplacophora; Chitonida; Chitonidae. Bases 1 to 525 code for a protein of 174 amino acids. The record is from RefSeq and is a predicted model, not a curated record. The transcript has 2 exons.
AUGGCGGAUGACAACGACCCAGAGUCCAAUGGAGAUCGUGAGGGAGAAGGCAUGGAAAACCUUGAUAUUUCAAACGACGAUGAUUUAAUGAAUGAUGACAACAGUGAUUUGGACAGUUUGGUGAUCGGAGCAGCGCAAGAAUAUGUGGCUUUGGAUUCUACCCUGGAUCAGAUUGAUUCUUUUUUGAACAAGCUGGAGCAGAAGAAUGAUGAUCUCUACCUGAAGGCCCAAGAACUGUUAGAAUCUAGUCGUCAAACUCGUCUUGAGCUGCAGCAAGCCAACGAGAAUGCAGGGCAUAAAGGUGAGGGUUCUCAUGAGAGUGCACAGAAUGUAGGGCAUAAAGGUGAGGGUUCUAAUGAGAGUGCACUGAAUGCAGAGCAUAAAGCUGUGAGUUCUGGGGAGAGUGCACUGAAUGCAGAGCAUAAAGCUGGGAGUUCUGAGGAGAGUGCACUGAAUGCAGGGCAUAAAGCUGGGAGUUCUAAGCAGAGGGCACAGAAUGCAGUGCAUAAUGGUGGAGGUACAUAGCCUUCCAACAGUUAACACUGACUAACUGGCCAUGAGGACUACAUUCCAGGAGAGCUUAACAAAGUGGACAUAUAACUAAAGUACAAUAUGUGUGUUAGUGCUGCAGAAACUAGAUCUAUCCAAAGACACCAUGUUUUUUUGCUGCGUGUACAUGUAAAUAUAGGUUUAGAAGUCCUUGAUAUAUUAAUAUAUAUAUAUUCAAGAAGCUGAAACCCUCUGACAGCAUUUACAGGGUUGGUCAGAAAUACACCAGUAUACUCAGGUGAAAUCUGCAGUAUAAUAUCAGGUUAACUAAAAUGAAUCCCAUGCCUCGUAAACAGUAAACAUCCCUACAGAUAUGAUGACAUACUGGACAUGUUGGAUCCAGUGUUACUAAACAGCUGAAGUACAUGUAAACAUAAAAUACUAAUAGUUUGUUGUUGCAGAAGUAUUAGAAUGAAGGUUGCUUUUAAUAGUAUCCGAUAUGUAUUGUUUUAUUUAUUUAUAAUUUUUGGGUGAUUCCAGGUGUUGUACAGGGAUCCUAUGGGCUUAAUUACAUAUACAUGUUGCACAGAACUGCUGUCAGCUUCUGAAUUCUUAAUGUUUUAUCUUCUGUUACCUUACACGUAUGAGGGAGAAUUUAGAUCUACUUCACCAUUGGUUGGACUUGGAAAUUUAUUGUAUUAUUUUUGGGAGUUAAGUUAAUUAUUCUUUACAGAUAUGGAGGAAGUGCAAUUUUGUAAACUAUGUAUAUACAUAUUUGUCAUUAAUGUAUAUACAUGUAUUAUUAAUGGGUAUUGUGGCACAGAAGUACACAUGGUUUGUUUACCAGACUUACAGACUUAUUCUAGGUGCAUACUGCAAUUUUAAUCAUAUUUAAUUCACUGGCAAGAAAUAAUGAAUCAAACUUAGCAAUUGGCAUUUCAUGGCUGUUUGUUUCAAGAUUUGCUUUCCCUUUUAUACUUUACACACAAUCAAAUAAAUAUGUUCAUUUCCAUCAAAUUUUACUGGAUAUGUUACUUGAUCAAUGUGAUGAAUUUGUCAGUGGUGAACAUGUAAUAAAAUGCGAUAUGAUAUAAAUAUAUCAUAA